CUCAGCAGGAGCAGAAGCAGCAGCGGAAAGGCACAGAGUUGCACUAGAGGUGUUCCCGACAGAAACGAACGUUGUUUACACAGACAGUUUUACUCCUGAAAUAUUAAAAGGUGAGCCAUAGAGGAGAGAAACUGUUGCUUUAUUUCGGUAUCGAUCCGCCUGACGCUGGAAUCGGUCAGUAAACGUAGCAUCUGCGGCCGGCUACUUUGGUAUCGAUCCGCCCACCUCUACCUUCUCCGGGGGUCUUCAGCCGCUAACCGUCCUACAGCAGGAGAGCUACACUUCAGCUCCCAGUUGGGAAUCUAUGCCAUCUGUGGCUGGAUGGACAAGGCAAAAGAGUACAAAAGGAAGUUCUUCCUCCUCCUCAUUGCUACCCUCAUCUUCAUUAUCUGUAUCACUAUCACAUCCAUGACGUACAGGACCGCCCCAAAGCCAUGUGUAGCUCUUAAAACUUGCCGCUUGCAGGUCUCUGAGCAGACCAUCACCCCCCUCAGCAAUACCAAGCACUUCCUGGUGUCAGCCUACAUGGAUCAGAGAGUGAAGGACUUCGAUAUUCGCAUCAUUGGCAUAUUUAGGAGAGACUCCAUCCAAUCCCUUUACUGUCUUUUCUGCUGUGCUGACUGGUUAUCACACACAACUCCAACAAAAAUUUUGAAACACUCAGACAGCUUUGGUUUUCCUUUCAUCACCACUGAUGUCAUGUGUCAGAUUCCUGAUAACUGCAGCGCUACACAUGUCAGUCUCCUGACUCAUCCAGACAGAGAGAUGAUACUAGCCAACCAGAUCUGGCUUCCUAUAAGAAACCAGAAGAUCAAUGGGAACGAGGAGAGGAAGUUGCAGUUUAACUUUACCGUCUGCGUCUCCAACCUGUUUGGAAACUACAACAAUGUGCUUCAGUUUGCACAGACCCUGGAGAUGUACAGGUUGCUGGGUGUAGACAGAGUGGUGAUUUACAACACCAGCUGUGGCCCAGACCUGGAGCGCCUGCUGCAGAGCUACAGCCAGGAGGGCUUCGUGGAGAUGGUUCCUUGGCCCAUCGACAAGCAUCUGAAUCCAUCUCGUGGCUGGCUCUUCUCACAGAGCGGAGGGGACGUGCACUACUUCGGCCAGCUGACCACCCUUAACGAGUGUAUUUACAGAUCCAUGGCCCGCUCACACUACGUCUUGUUGAAUGACAUUGAUGAGAUUAUAAUGCCGUACCAGCACAACAAUCUGAUGUCUCUGAUGGACAUGCUCCAAGAGCAGCAUCCAAAUACAGGAAUCUACCUCAUUGAGAACCACAUCUUCCCCAAGAAACAUUUUGAGCCAAGUGGGAGGUUUCACCUGCCUCAGUGGGACGCCGUGCCGGGAGUUAAUAUUCUGGAGCACAUCUACAGGGAGGACCCCGACAGAAAUAUUUACCACCCAUACAAGAUGAUUGUUCAGCCAAGGUUGGUGGUGCGUACUUCAGUGCAUGACGUGCUCAGGCAUUAUGGACGACAGAUUAAGGUUCCGAUGGAGAUUUGUCGGCUCAUUCAUGUCCGCGUGCCUCUGCGGGGGUCGUUGAAGCUGGAGCAGCUCAAUGAGGACAAACGACUGUGGGACUUCCACGAAGAGCUGAUUCCCAAUGUGGACAAAGCACUGAGGAGAGCGGGGCUGCUGAGCCCAGAGGGGCAGAGCUGAUGUGUAAUAGACACUCUGAUGUCACACGUGCUGAACAGGUUGAAUGUGACCCUCAGCAGCGGGGUCAUUUCAUAUCAUCCUGUUUUAAUCUCAGUGUCACUGCUACUGAUUUCUAAAAUGAUUCCUUAUCUUGCACUAAAGGGACACCACACCCCCUUCCGUCAACGACUACUGUCAUAAUGCUGGCACUGAUGCUAAAAACUACACUGGAUUAAACGCUGCUUAGUUGUCUUUAUUUUAAGAAUGCUCAACUUUCAAAGUACUGUAGAUGCACUGACUGUUUGGAGAGCGACUAAGUGUCCUAAUCAGUUGCGACCACCCUCCCCCUGCAUUUUAUCUAUGACUGAAUAUUCAAACUAAUAAUAUAACACCUUGACAUCCUCUCUGAACAUGCACUCCCUAUCCAACAACCUCUUCUAAGACAAAGGGCGCCAUCUUACACCUACUCAAAGACAGCGCAACUGUUACUGCUAGUUUCAGAGCGAUACAGUUGCCAUUUUUACAGCCAGCACCCACACUGUGUAAGUAGCAAAUGUAAUUGUGGUUAUCUGUGUGGCCAUGGCUGUGUAGAUCUUUAAAUGAGGUAUGGUCAGGCCCUUUUUUGAGGCAGCAGAAAGCAAUUGUGCCACUGACCAACAAAAACCUGGUCUAAAGUCAGAAUGGCACAGUAUUUAAAUUACAUUCUCUAAAAUGUGAACAUAGCAGAGCUACAGAGCUGCUGUUCGCUGCUGUUCUCCCCUUUACAAGAGACGCUGUGCUUAUUUACACACAAGGAGCAGCGUAAUAUCAUUGAUUAUUUCAGAAGCUAAAAGCUUGGUUCUGUUUCCUCUGUCAAGUUCAUAACCACAGUUUUUAGUUUUGCUGUUAAAAUGUCCCAUGAUAUUUGCUGCAGUGACAUUUCUGCUCUUACUGUAUUUCUCUCAGCAGAAAACCACUCAGCUCUCUAAUUUGCUAAAGCUGCUGUAUAAAUAGCAGUGCACCAGGUGCAGGCACACCUGGCUGUUAAAGGGAAUGGGAGAUGACACACUGAUUGAAUUUGUGUUAUUCCCAAAACACACCUAUGAUUAAUUUAAGGGACUUAAUACAGCACAUCUGCCCCUUGUGUUUUACUUUGUGCCCAGAUUAUGUGCUGUUUAACUAGCAGAAGUGGACUUGCUCUAAAUGCACUUGCACCAUGCACUUUAGACUCUUUUACUGUUAGUAAACAGUAUGGCAUGUUUAGGUGGGCGGGGCUUAGCUGGAGGCAAAACACAGACAUUAGCUAGCACUAGUUAGCAAGUUCUGUUGGCUUGUUUUAGACAAUGGAGGAAGAUGAUGGGAGUGGUGAAUUCAGAUAUACUCAUUCCGAGUGUCUGAGUGUCGAAAAAUUUGAGCACUGAGGGAAUGUCCCAUUAGGUUAUCCAGAGCUAGGAACUCUGUUUGGGGAGACGGAGCAGCAGAGCGCUGAGUGAAGUGUAUGUGUGAUUAACUUAAACGUUCAUUAAUUCAUAUAGAAAUAUAACGCUCUGUUUCUUCGACCAAGAGGGCUCUCAUUUUAGUGUAGAGCGUCAGUUUGAAUUUAUGAAUGCGCCAUGUCAGGUCGCUCACUCUAUGGGACCAUGAGUGCUACUUGAAUAAGUAAACACUGACCAACGGGACCAGACUAGCCGACCCAUACGCUCUCACUCAGUGGAUGGAUGAUGUCACAGGAAGCUUUGUGGUUGAUUACAAUGCCUGUCUUAAAAAGGAGGACGACACUUGAACAGUUUCCGUCAGUUUGUUUUGCUAUAGAAGCUAACGUUAGCUAAUGCGCUAAAAAGUUUGCGUUACGAAGAAAUCCAAUAUCCCUCUUAAUACCUCCCCGAUUUCUGAUUAGGUUGACUUUUCUCUAACUUGAUAUGAAGUGUGCUCUGCACAUGUGAGCAUUUCUGAUAAUCACCUCUGCCCAGUCCUUUUGUUUAUCACAUUUAACCAUAGCUGUCUUUGUUUUUGUUGACCGGCAGUGGCGGCUGUCAGUGAUAAAUUUAAGUUUGAGCCAUAAUUAUUCUAUUCUGGCUCCCAAUAACACAACAAGACCACAUUAGGUGGCAAGUCGUGUUUUGCCUCUAGCUAACAAACUGACCUCAUUGUGACAUCGGCCCUAAAAGAGUCUACAGAUCCUUUAAAUAGGGCGCUAAUAAUCUACAGCCCUGCUUGCUGCUCUGUAAGGCUGUAGUCAGGCACAGUGAUGUCAAGGGAUCAUUGAGGUAAUACUUCAGGGGACAUUAAUGUAUGCAAGUUAAAUGGCAGUCCAGAUAACAGUGGACUGAAAACCAAGAGAAAAAGUCACAGCAUCACCAAAGUCGUUAGGAUGCAUCAACUUGAGACAAUGAAUUUCUGCACAAAACUGAUGAGAUGUUGAGUUUUCAGUCUGGACCAAAACAGGGUCCUGACAUCAUCAUUCCAAGAGCCAGAACACACACAUGGCUUUAAAAACACAUCAACAAUACUACUGAAAGUGUAAAAACAUUUAUGCAACUAAACACACAAAAAGAGAUGUUGUCAGUAAGAUGACUGAUUAUUGGCUGAGGUUUCAGAUCGAGAGGUUUGAGACAACAACUGUUUGUUUUUAGUUUCAAUGAUUCUGGUCAGACGCAGUUCUGUUUGUCUUGAUUUUUUUUUUUUUUUUUUUUUUUUUUUUU
This is a messenger RNA of Epinephelus fuscoguttatus (brown-marbled grouper), 4322 nucleotides long. RefSeq lists its product as uncharacterized. NCBI's taxonomy places the organism in Eukaryota, Metazoa, Chordata, Actinopteri, Perciformes, Serranidae. The transcript is spliced from 5 exons. The record is from RefSeq and is a predicted model, not a curated record. The coding region runs from base 322 to 1662 and encodes 446 amino acids.